This is a messenger RNA of Uranotaenia lowii, 1896 nucleotides long. RefSeq lists its product as uncharacterized. NCBI's taxonomy places the organism in Eukaryota, Metazoa, Arthropoda, Insecta, Diptera, Culicidae. The transcript is spliced from 3 exons. The record is from RefSeq and is a predicted model, not a curated record. The coding region runs from base 730 to 1500 and encodes 256 amino acids.
UUCGGAACGGUGCUAGUCUUUGGAUGAAAACCGAAAAAACCAUUUGGACUAGGAUAUUUACCUACUGAGCAAGUGAUUAAGUGUGACCAGAGAGAUUUAUAAAAAGUGGUGACGAAUUCAUGGUCAUUGAACUGAUUACGGGACACCUACGCCGAUUGGGAUUGUUAAGCUCGUUCGGUGAAAACAUUCAACAUUCAACAUUCCUUCGUGAAAUGUCAAGGGUAGUCAAAGUUUAAUGUCAUCAAUAGUGAAUUGAUAUACGAUCGUACAGUUAGCAGUUAAAGCUAAUGUACUGAUGCAAUACAACUAGUUAUAUUGCAUUUCAAGUGUCUCGACUACAGCAGUAAAAAACAAAACUUAAAAUAAUAACCUAGUCCUUUGUUCGGCUAGCUUCUAAUAACAAAACAAAGAAAGACACAUCAUCGAAAAACAUUGGAUUCUGCUAUUCAAUGUUAUAAAGUGAUCUACCAAGGGCAAAACUAUCUCACUUCUGCCCCGAUAGCAAAAGUGCAAUCCAAAAUAGUGAGCAACGAAAAUUGAUUUAAAAUCUUCUGGGUAUCUCGGUGAACAUACUUUAAAGAAAAGACAUAAAAAAGUUAUUGAUAUCGGAAAAAACUUUUUCACGAAAAAAGGGGGCGUGUGCUGCAGCAAGAAAAGUUUCCCCAAGGAUCAGGGAAAAGUUAUAAGCAAUUGAAUAAAGGAAAAGAGCUCAGCCAAGAGAGUAUCAUCAUGGGAUGUGCCAGCAGUUCGCCGCUUAUCAAUGGCGGUGGCCCCGGAGGAAUCGUCGAGACGGUCAAGGAGACGGCCAACAAAACGGCCACGGAAGUUUUGCAUGCUGGAGAAACGGCGAUACACGGUGUUGGCGAGCAAGUGAAGGAAGCCGUCCAAAACGUCACUCAUGAAAUCGAAGGUGUUCUCGGCAAAAAAUCCACCAAAGACGGUUCGGAUUCCAACGACGAUGGUCAUCCACAAAUCAACGGCCACGACAAAGACGGUACGGACUAUCAAAUAAUUCCACUCAAAGACAACUCUUCCUCCGGCGUGGACGAAAAUCUGGAAAACAUCAAAAACAAUAUCCUUAAAAAGGCUCAAAGUUUCGGCGAGGAUGCCGAUAAAAUGGCCGAUGACAUCAUGAAAGAAACGGAAGAUCUCAUCCGAGAUGCGGAAACCGGCAUCGUGGACUGCGCUUCAGAAAUGACAACCCGAAUCACGUCCUCAGAAGAUGGCACCAUCGAGAUUCUCAACUUGGAAGGUAACGAAACUAGCACCCCGACCCAUUCAAUUGAUAGCUUAAAAACCUCUUCACCAGAGCCUGAAAUCGAACGGAUACUGGACAACGAACCGAACUGUCCGCCCACGCCGGAAGCGACGAUGAACAGCCUGAUGGAGGUGGCUCCAGAGACAAAGUCCGAACCCUCCUCCGCUGAAUCCGAAACCGUGGCUUCUGCGGCCGAGCAACAACAACAGCAAGAACACGACGAAAGCAAACGAGAAGCGUGAGUAAGGCAGCACCUCUGAAAUUCAAAGCAAUUUGAAGCCACGCGCACAGACGACGCACCAUUUUUAUUCCUCCUUAUACCGCCAGCAGCUUCCGGUUGUGCAUUCCCUCGUGGUCAGUCGCUGGGAUUGACCAAAACCGGAAGUGUUAUGCUCCACAAAUACCACUACAACCUAGCUGCAAUUUUUGUACAAAUUUUCCCACGUCGAUACUUUUCCCGGUAGCUAAGGGUAUAUUUUUACAUAACAAAAAACAGCAGUCAAUCGAAGAAGCAGCGGUGAAUGUAAAUAUAGACAAAUUUAUUAUGACAAAAAAAAUGUUUCAAAAUUAUUUAAAUAAAUUUACCCAGUUUAAUUGUAAAAUAUUUGUUAUAUUUUGUACCAAUUUUAUUUAUCCUG